AUGACUUCGCCCGUCAUCCGAGAGGUCAAGGUCGACCACGACAACUUCCGCGACCUCCUGGAGCGCUUCAAGGAUGCCGCCUCGCGCAAGGAGAGUGGCCUGAUGCACGACAUCGUCAACACCAUGAUCCGCGAGGCCUCGGUCCACUCUGAUGCCGAGGAAAUGAGCAUCUACAAGACGCUGGCCGAGAACGGCAUGGCCGACGCGGCCGAGCACGACAAGGCCGAGCACAACGACGUCAAGCAGGCCAUGUAUUCGAUCGACAGCGAGAGCGUCGACCGCGUCGGGCACGACAAGUACGUCUCGAUGGUGACGCGCGCCGGCGACCUCUUCCUCAAGCACGCCGACGAGGAGGAAAACGACCAGCUCGUCAAGCUCGUCGCCAAGCUGAGCGACGACGACCAGGUCAAGCUGGCCAGGCAGUUCCUCGACGCGCGCAAAAUGGCCACCACCCGCCCGCACCCCAUGGCCCCGCAGUCGGGCGGCGCCAUGCAGAAGACGGCCGAAGUCAUGUCCAAGCCCCUGGACCAGGCCCACCAGGCCAUGCGCAAGUUUGUCGACCUCAAGUACCAGCACUCCGAGCCUGGCCAGGCCUGA
Messenger RNA from Pseudozyma flocculosa PF-1, 597 nucleotides. RefSeq lists its product as uncharacterized. The transcript is spliced from 6 exons. The record is from RefSeq and is a predicted model, not a curated record. NCBI's taxonomy places the organism in Eukaryota, Fungi, Basidiomycota, Ustilaginomycetes, Ustilaginales, Ustilaginaceae. The coding region runs from base 1 to 597 and encodes 198 amino acids.